Cercocebus atys (sooty mangabey) is the source of this 3659-nucleotide messenger RNA. RefSeq names its product SVOP-like (gene SVOPL). Gene Ontology annotation, cellular component: membrane. The record is from RefSeq and is a predicted model, not a curated record. The transcript has 15 exons. Lineage: Eukaryota; Metazoa; Chordata; Mammalia; Primates; Cercopithecidae. Gene Ontology annotation, biological process: transmembrane transport. Gene Ontology annotation, molecular function: transmembrane transporter activity. Bases 166 to 1530 code for a protein of 454 amino acids.
AGGCGUCUUGGGAACACAAGUCUGGACACCCCUGAGAAGCCAUCAGUGCUGCAACUUCCGUCUAAGACUUGGCCACGGUGAGGGGAGCAAAAGAGCCUGAAAUUGGAAGGCUGUCCAAGGAAUAUACAGAGGGAAGCUGUUUGGGGAACUUGAGCUAUUCAGAAGAUGGCAACCAAGCCAACUGAGUCCAUCACAAUCCUCAGCCUUCGGAAGUUGAGCCUGGGGACCGCUGAGCCACAGGUUAAAGAGCCAAAGACAUUCACCGUGGAAGAUGCAGUGGAGACCAUUGGCUUCGGGCGUUUCCACAUUGCCCUCUUUCUCAUCAUGGGCAGCACUGGGGUUGUUGAGGCCAUGGAGAUCAUGUUGAUAGCUGUUGUGUCUCCUGUCAUCCGCUGUGAAUGGCAACUGGAGAAUUGGCAGGUGGCAUUAGUAACCACAAUGGUGUUUUUUGGCUACAUGGUUUUCAGUAUCCUCUUUGGCCUCCUGGCUGACAGAUAUGGCCGCUGGAAGAUUCUGCUCAUCUCGUUCCUGUGGGGAGCCUAUUUCUCCUUGCUGACCUCGUUUGCUCCUUCGUACGUCUGGUUUGUCUUCCUGCGGACGAUGGUGGGCUGUGGUGUGUCCGGCCACUCACAGGGGUUAAUCAUAAAGACUGAAUUUUUGCCCACGAAAUACCGAGGCUAUAUGUUACCCUUGUCUCAGGUGUUCUGGCUUGCGGGCUCGCUGCUCAUCAUUGGCCUGGCCUCUGUGGUCAUCCCCACCGUCGGGUGGCGCUGGCUCAUCCGCAUCGCCUCCAUCCCAGGCAUCAUCCUCAUCAUGGCCUUCAAGUUUAUUCCUGAAUCUGCCCGGUUCAAUGUCUCCACUGGAAACACUCAGGCUGCCGUGGCCACUCUGGAGCACAUUGCCAAGAUGAACCGCUCAGUCAUGCCGGAGGGGAAGCUGGUGGAGCCCGUCCUGGAAAAAAGAGGAAGAUUUGCAGACCUAUUGGAUGCUAAAUAUCUACGGACCACGUUACAGAUCUGGGUCAUAUGGCUCGGAAUCUCUUUUGCCUACUAUGGGGUUAUCCUGGCCAGUGCUGAGCUGCUGGAGCGGGACCUGGUCUGUGGUUCGAAGGCAGACUCUGAGGUGGUGGUGACUGGGGGCAACUCAGGGGAGAGCCAGAGCCCCUGCUACUGCCACAUGUUUGCACCCUCUGACUAUCGGACCAUGAUCAUCAGCACCAUCGGUGAAAUUGCUCUGAAUCCUUUAAAUAUCCUGGGCAUCAAUUUCCUGGGAAGACGGCUGAGCCUUUCCAUUACCAUGGGAUGCACGGCUUUAUUCUUCCUUCUCCUCAACAUUUGCACUUCAAGUGCCGGCCUGAUUGGCUUCCUCUUCAUGCUGAGGGCCCUGGUAGCUGCAAACUUCAACACUGUCUACAUUUACACAGCUGAGGUCUACCCCACCACUAUGCGUGCUUUGGGGAUGGGAAUCAGCGGCUCCCUGUGUCGCAUUGGUGCAAUGGUGGCGCCAUUUAUAUCCCAGCAAAUUAAAUGAAGACCUGCAAAGCUGUCUACCAGAUGAGAAAAAUGAAUUCUAUCUUCAGAACUGCGGUGCAUUUUUUAAAACUUGGUUUUACUUCUGUAUGCUACUCGGUAAUUAGUAAAGUCAUUUUUUUUUAAAAGGCAUAUAUGGGAAUGGGGUAGGUAACUCUAUAUUGAUCUCUUCCUUGAGGGACAAUAUAUAAAGUACUUUUAUAAAAUACAACUUAAGCUUUCAAAGGGGUGUGAAAGGGAGAUGGUGGGGGAAAGAUGGCUUUUAUUCCUUGAAAUCAAGUCUGUAAACCUUUAUAUGAAUAAAUACUAAAUUUUAAACUUAUAUUUGAUAUUCUCCCAUGAGGUUUGUAGCUAAACUUGAACUGAAAUUUUGUAGCUAAGGCAAGAACCUGGGAUGAUAUCAUUUUCAAAACAACUAGAAUAGCCAUCAAGUUCAAAUUCAAAUUCGCCUAUGUAACUUACAGCCUCCAUAGUUUGAUGAAAAUUGCUUAUUCAUAAAAUGCUUAAAUUAGAAUGAGUAUUACACAUAAUCACCAAGAAGCAGGGAAUAAACCAAUUUUACUCCUUACAUUCCCUGUCUCUAAUUUUAUUUUUUUAUAGGGGGAGUCUUUGAUUCUCUUGAUUAAAGAACGCAGCAAGCUUUUCGCCAUCAUGUAAUUACAGGCCUGUCCUAUUUUAUUGUGCUUCCAUAUAUUGCACUGUUACCAACAGCAUGUACUCACUGUAUCUCUGUCCUAUUUUGGUCAUCUGUUGUGGUGAUUGGUGAUCUUUGACGUUACUAUUGUAAUUGUUUUGAGAGUGCCACUAACCACACUCAUGUAAGAAGGCAAACUUAAUUGAUACAUGUGUGUUCUUACUGCUCUGCCUACUGGAUGUUCCCCCUUCUCUCUCCUUUUCCUUAGGCCUUCCUAUCCCCUGAGACUCAGUACUAUUGAAAUUAGGCCAAAUAACUCUACAAUAGCCUGUAAAUGUUCAAGUGAAAGGAAUACUCGCACAUUUCUGAUUUUAAAUCAAAAGCUACAAAUGAUGAAGCUUAGUGAGGAAGGUAUGUUGAAAGCUACAAGCUCGAAGCUAGGCCUCUUAUGCCAAACAGCCAAGUUGUGCAUGCACAAAGUUCUUGAAGGGUCUGGUUUAGUAAAAUGCACGAAUGAUAAGAAAGCACAACAGCCUUAUUGCUAAUGUGGAGAAAGUUUGGUCUGGAUAGAUCAAACUAUUCACAACAAUCCCUUAAGCCAAAACCUAACAUAGAGCAAGACCCUACCUCUCUGUGAAGGCAAGUGCAAGGUGAAGCAGCAAGUGCUAAUGGAGACACUACAGCAAGUUAUUUAGAUCUAGCUAAAAUCACUGAUGGUAGUUACACUAAACAGAUUUUUGUGUCGAUAAAAUAGCCUUCUAUUGGAAGAAGAUGCCAACUAGGACUUUAUAGUUACAAGUUAAUGCUUGGCUUCAAAGAAUAGGCUGACUCUCUUGUUAGGGACUAAUGCAGCUGGUGCAGCCAAUGCUCAUUGACCUCAAAAUUCGAGGGCCCUUAAGAAUUACGCUAAAUCUACUCUGCCUGUACUUUAUACGUAGAACAAUGCUUAGAUGAUGGAAUUAUCUGUUUACGGCAUGGUGAAUUUUUUAAGCCCAUUUUUUGAGACCUAUCGUUCAAAAAAAGGACUUCGUGUAAAACAUUACUGCUCACUGACAUUGCACCUAGUCACCUAAGAUCUCGAUAAUUUAAUGUCUGUUAACAAAACACACAGUCUGUAGACCAUAGAUCAAGAAGUAAAUUUGACUUUCAAGUCUUAUUAUUUAAGAAAUAUAUUUCAUAAAGCUAUAGCUGCCACAGAUAGUGAUUCCACUGAUGAAUCUGGGCAAAGUAAACAGAAAACCUUCCGGAAACAAUUCACCAUUCUAGAUGCCAUUAAGAACAUCUGUGAUUCACGGGAAGAGUCAGAAUAACUCAGGAGUGAGAAAGACAUUGAUUUGAACCUUCACAAAUGACUUUUAGGGGUUCAAGAUUUCAGUGAAAAAAGGUACUAUAGAUGUGACAGGAAUACCAAGAGAACUAGAAGUGGAGACUGAAGAUGUGACUGAAUUGCUGUAAUCUCAAACUUGAACAGAUGAGGACUUGCUUCUUGUGGAUGA